This is a messenger RNA of Stegodyphus dumicola, 2290 nucleotides long. Its product is annotated as sentrin-specific protease 7-like. Gene Ontology annotation, molecular function: SUMO-specific endopeptidase activity. NCBI's taxonomy places the organism in Eukaryota, Metazoa, Arthropoda, Arachnida, Araneae, Eresidae. Gene Ontology annotation, biological process: protein desumoylation; proteolysis. The record is from RefSeq and is a predicted model, not a curated record. Gene Ontology annotation, cellular component: nucleus; cytoplasm.
UUGCAACAAGCGAAUAGGUUGAAUCCGCUGGGUUACCAGAUUUCAACUAUUAUCGCCAACUUUGGCAAUGUUUACAUUCACCGGGUUCUCUCCGGAAGUGCUUCCGAUGCAUUUUUAAGCUAACAGAUUUCAAAGUUUUCAAUAUACUUUAGCUAUAAGUUAAUAGUGGCAGCAGUUCUUUUGGUACAUACACAUUCUGUAAGAUUGAUAAGUAAGAAAUUCUAAUAGAAUUCAUAUGUAACAAUUCAUAACCCCUAAUGAACAAUAAACAAUUGUAGUAUGAUAAUCUCCUUGUAGUGACUAGUGUGGAAAUAAAUUCUACAACUAGGUCGAAGUAACUGUUUAUUCUAUUUAUAAGACAAAUUAAGCCCUGACUGCAACCAACGAUUGAGAAAAUAAAAGCCAAGUCGCCAUGGAUGGUGAUAAAGAUGAAGAUUUUCUUUAUCAAGAUAUUAAGAUUUGUGAAUAUAUUAUGAAGAAGGAGGAAGAGGAAGGAGAGGAGAAAUGUUUUGAAGAAGAGGGGCAGGAGGAAGAGGAAGGAGAGGAGAAAUGUUUUGAAGAGGGCAGGAGGAAGAGGAAGGAGAGGAGAGAAAAUGUUUUGAAGAAGAGGGGCAGGAGGAAGAAGAUGUCUCUCUUAAAGAGGAGCCUGCCCUUCAAAUACAAUUGCACUGUAAAAAACCAACAAUUGUAAAAGUCUACAAUUUAGAUACGGCAUUAAAAUGCCGUAUUGUAAAAAUUGGAAGUAUGAAAAUUGAAGCAAAAUCUCCUCUCCUCUAUGUGCCAGUGUAUUUAGGAAGCAAUGGAAUAAUAAUAGAAGUGCCUACUCUUAAUAAUCCUAAAAAGUUAUUGAGUGUAGUCUUAACACCUAAAGACGUUGACUACACACUCAUCCACUUUGGAGAACAUUUAAACAUUGUAUUUAUAGUUACCAAAUCAAAAUUUGCUGAAUGUAUAAAACAUGAAUUGACAGAGGAUAAUUAUUUUUAUUUUGAUCCCAAUUCAAAAGAUCAAAAAUGUAAAUUUAUUAUAUUAUGGAUUGAUUCCAUAACAGAAAAUCAAGUGGAAUUCUUAAAAUACGGUUUUUCUGGAAAGACAAAUAUUAAAGAGAUAGAUCAGGAAACAGCCAGUGAAAUAUUAGUUAGGUCAACUCCUAGACAGGAACCUGUAAUCAAGUUUCCUCCUGAAGAACAAAUCACACAGAAAUCAUCAGGAUUUGAGAUUAUUAUUUAUCCGACCCCUCCACAAAUUGGCGGCAUUGUUGUAACUAGAAAAGACUUUGCCACUUUAAACGAAAAAGAAUAUCUAAAUGAUGUUAUUAUCGACUUUUAUUUGAAAUAUUUUUUAGAUCAACAUCCUGCUGAAAGUGAAAAAACUCAUUUAUUUAGUUCUUAUUUCUACUGCAGCCUGACGCAAAAAUCAAGCUUUGACAAUGGCCAGGAAAAGAUUCAACAUCACAACAGAGUCCAUAGAUGGACGAAGCACGUUGAUAUAUUUUCCAAAGAUUUCAUAAUAAUCCCCAUUAACCAAAAUAGACAUUGGUUCUUGGCAAUAAUUUGUUUUCCUGGUCAAGUUACAACUAAUAGUGAUGCCAAAGAAGAUAGUGAAGGUGAAGGAAAUUCUCAUACCCAAGAUGAAAAUUUAACAAAUGGGGCGAAUGUAGUAAAACCUAUGCCUAUGCCUGAGGCCCUAGAUAGCAGUACUCAUCCUGAUGAAAAUUAUGGCAAUCGACGCCUAGAAAUACCUUGUAUAUAUAUUUUUGACUCCUUAAGUGGACCCGAUAGACGGGAAGUUAUUACUACCUUGAGAGAGUAUUUAGAUAUAGAAUGGACCUUAAAAAAGGGGACUAGAAAAAGGUUUGAUGUCAGCACUAUUCAGGGUUAUAUAUUGCAAUGUCCCCAACAGAAAAAUAACCAUGACUGUGGUUUAUAUUUACUGCAGUAUGUUGAAAGCUUCUUUCAGAAUCCAAUUCCAUUUUAUCUGAAUUCUGUACCAGACUUAAAAAAUUGGUUUAAAGCAGAAGAUGUAUUAUUCAAAAGAUCGAAGAUUAAAGCACUUAUUUUGAAUCUUCAAAAGAAACAAUUAGAAAACACUGCUACAAUUUGCAAAGAAAGACAGUAAUAAAUUGUUCCUCUAUCUUUUGUGAUAGUGAUUUUGUUAUAAGUGAAUUAUUAGGUUAUUUCAUGAAGUGACUUAUAAAAUAAUAAUUCCAGUUGUAAAUAGUUAACUAAGUAAUAGUGCAUACAAAAUGUAAUUUAUACAAACACAAUAAAAUGAUUUGUUUCAACAGAGA